UGUGGAUAAUCCAUGUCUGUCUCCUUCGACAUCUCCGGUGAGGCCUGUGUUGGUUACUGAUUGGAAUUGCAUAAUCGACUCGCCGGAGAAGAGGCGAGGCAGCCUUCGGAUGUUCGAUUCCGGGCAGAGAUUUUCCGGUGGAUCGCAAGAACGAAGUCGAUAAGCUGAACAAGCUGCUAAAGCAGAUGCAGAAUUUGGUUCAAGACUUGCAGGAUGAGCUCGAAAUGAAAGAGAUGCUAAUGGUGAAAGAGUUACCCGACGAGGGCCAUUCGUCUCCCGAAGAACACCGCCAAAAAUCUCCACCAACUCACGACACGAUUGCCUCACCUUCCGGCGUGAAAUUGUUCGAAUUCGACAUGCUAAAAUUGGACGCGAGACAACGCGAGAGCCUCGAGCUGUUGAGCACGAUUGAGGCCGAGCUUCAAGCCGAGUUGGAGACACUAGAGAAUAACAUGAAGAGUACAUCCGCCGUGGAUCCAAUCUCCGGCGUCGUUGAGCUCGAUCCUGAUUUCGAGCCCGAGAUUGUUCGGGGAGACUUAAAGCCGGCGAAGGCGAAUGCACCAUCGGAAUCCAUAACCGAAUCAACAAGCACGACGAUGGAUUGUUCUCAGCCCGCGAACUAUUCCGUCUCCCCGUGGGAGCUGAGCCUACGUCUCCACGAACUAAUCGAAUCCCGGCUCGAGACGCGCAUUAAGGAGCUCGAGACGGCGCUUAUCGACAACCCAAAUCACACGCUGAUUCUCGAUUCUCCGACUGCCGGUGUCUUCAGUCGGAAAGUCUCACGUAGCGAAACCGAGUCAUCGUCGGAUCGCCAGAGCCCGACGUGUAUAUGCGACGACGAAAGCGAAGAUGCCUUGUCUUCUUCGGACAAACAUCCGAACGGGUUCGCGAAGGAACGAGACAUUCCGGGGGAUUUGAUUCGAGGUGUAGUGUGUUCGGACAAGCUGACUUCGGCGAGUUUCGUGUCGAAUGUCGACUCCGAGAGCGACGACGGCGGCGACGGCGGCAGCGGGGAGUCGGAAAUGAUGCUGAUAAGACGGAUCGUGGAGAGGAGGCGAUCGUCGUCGAAUUUUAAGCUGGAGAUCGACUGGGAAGACAGAUGAGUUUAUAGUCAGGCUUCUUUCGCUUGUAGAAGAUAGAGAGAGUGAAAUUUUUAAAAAUAUUAUAGUAGAUCUUUUUGUUUGUGAGCUUAGAAUGUGGUACGUUACGUACAUACUGUAAAUCACAUUUUUCAUGAAUAUUGAGUGUGCAUUUACUUUGA
Andrographis paniculata is the source of this 1261-nucleotide messenger RNA. RefSeq lists its product as uncharacterized. Gene Ontology annotation, biological process: asymmetric cell division. Bases 186 to 1103 code for a protein of 305 amino acids. The transcript has 3 exons. NCBI's taxonomy places the organism in Eukaryota, Viridiplantae, Streptophyta, Magnoliopsida, Lamiales, Acanthaceae. The record is from RefSeq and is a predicted model, not a curated record.